Harpegnathos saltator (Jerdon's jumping ant) is the source of this 1562-nucleotide messenger RNA. Its product is annotated as interferon-inducible double-stranded RNA-dependent protein kinase activator A homolog B. Gene Ontology annotation, molecular function: siRNA binding; double-stranded RNA binding. The record is from RefSeq and is a predicted model, not a curated record. Bases 264 to 1274 code for a protein of 336 amino acids. The transcript is spliced from 3 exons. Gene Ontology annotation, biological process: regulation of regulatory ncRNA processing; siRNA processing. Gene Ontology annotation, cellular component: cytoplasm; RISC-loading complex; nucleus. Lineage: Eukaryota; Metazoa; Arthropoda; Insecta; Hymenoptera; Formicidae.
AUCUUGUGCGCAUAGUACAGUUGGCGCAAUACGUAACAUCCUUACACAUGAUUGGUCAAUACUAUCAGCUGUACGGUGACAAUCGUCAUUUUUAGACCGGCGUUUGAUGCUCUCCUAUGUAUUCGUUCGUGUAGGCAUAAUGGCGGACAUGUAUUGAAUAUGAACAGAUAACCUAGCUUAAUGUAACCACGAGUUUGGGAGGAGCGUGGAGUGCGAACGAUCGUUAAGAUAGAAUAAAAAACUAUUCUAAAUUAGAUCCAAAUAUGAAUAAAACACCAGUUUCUAUACUUCAAGAGAUGAUGGUGAAAAAAGGAUCAGUGCCAAAUUAUGAGCUGAUACACGACGGUGGUGGCACUCAUAUAAACACUUUUACAUACAAAGUAACAUGUGAUGGUUUCACCGCGACUGGUACAGGUCGUUGUAAAAAAGAUGCUAAACACGAAGCUGCCAAUGCUAUGUUAACAACAAUUGCCACACAUAGAAAUUAUCCACAGUUGCCAGCAUCACCUGCUACAUCUCCUGUUAGAACUCCAAUGCCUGAUUCGUUACCAAUGUCUCCAAGAAUGCCAGCAAAUAUACCUUUUGUUAAUACUAUAGGUGCUUUACAGGAUCUUUGCGCCGAGAAUAACUUGCAGGAACCUGAAUAUGUACCUGUCAGUGAUGUUGGGCCACCACAUGCAAGAGUUUUCACUAUUCGAUGUGUAGUAUCUAACUUUUCAGAAGACGGAGUUGGAACAACAAAAAAACAAGCAAAGCAUGAUGCUGCUAAGAAAAUGGUCGAUAAGAUAAAUAGUCUCGUCAAUGGUAAAUUAAAAAGCUUGAGUAUAGAGAAUGAUCCUGAAAACAAUAAAGAUUUUGAAUUAUCCAGUGAGUUUGCAAAAUCAAAAUAUUGUAUUCUGAAAAAAUUGACUAGAAAAACUAAUUUAGGUAUUAGAUUAACUGAAUAUCACACUGUAACAAGAGAUAACCUAGAUACUGAUUUACGCCAUAAAAUAUUAGAAGAAUUGUGUAAUUUAAUUCCUAGUGAUUUCAGUCAAGUUACUGACGAGUUACUACUAGAAAAGUUGUCAAAGUUGGGAAACUUGUUGUCAGAAGUUAAUAUAGCACUUAUUUUGCAAGAUGCACGAUUUAUAGAUACCAGAAAUUACACAAAAAUUAUGCAACUAGAUACAUGUCCUCCAAUUAUACAGAUUGGCAUAGGGAAAACGGAGGCAGAAGCCACUUUUAAAGCAUUAUCAUAUAUGAUAAGUACUCUAAAGUUACUUUGGUCAUAGAAUAUAUUGGUAUAGAAUAUAUCAAUAUAGAAUUGUGAAAUAUAAGAUUAAAUUUAUUUUCAUAAUUUUAAAAAGUUUAGCUCUCUGGAUUUGUCACUUUCUAAAGGUGUGAUCAAUUAAAAUUACUUUAUUUUUUUAUUUGAAAAAUAUUUUUUUAAGUUGUAAUAGAAGGGUUAAGAAAAAGAAGAAUUCAGUAAUACACAAUAACAUAUAUCUUACAUUUUAUUUACAGAUACAUAGCGUCUAUUUUCUGUUAAAAAGAAUUUAAGUCAUGAAAUUAUAUGUAAC